This is a messenger RNA of Triticum aestivum (bread wheat), 1663 nucleotides long. RefSeq names its product GDSL esterase/lipase At1g29670. Lineage: Eukaryota; Viridiplantae; Streptophyta; Magnoliopsida; Poales; Poaceae. The record is from RefSeq and is a predicted model, not a curated record. The transcript has 5 exons. Gene Ontology annotation, molecular function: hydrolase activity, acting on ester bonds. The coding region runs from base 44 to 1504 and encodes 486 amino acids.
CCAAGUCUUUCGAUUGAUUAGCUUGAAGCAGUUGGCAGCAACAAUGGCGGCACCUGUAAGUUUGGUCCGGAUAGGCCUCCUCUGUCUGUUGGCGAUGUCCGCGUCGGCGCAAUACCCGUCGUCCCCAAGCUCCCCGGACUCGUACCCGUCCCCGGGCUCCCCGGACUCGUACGGCUCCCCGGACUAUCCCGACUCGUACGGCUCCCCGGACUCCCCGGACUCGUACCCGUCCCCGGGCUCACCGGGCUCCUACCCGUCUCCAGGCUCCUACCCGUCCCCAGGCUCCCCGGGCUCUUACCCAUGCCUAGGCUCCCCGGGCUCCUACCCGUCCCCUGGGUCCCCGGACUCCUACCCGUCCCCAAGCUCGUACCCAUCCCCAGGCUCCCAAGGCGGUUACGAGGGGGAGGGGGAGAUCAUUCCACCUAGGAAUGUCACAUGCAAGGACACCGACGGCAAGCGGCCUGGGUGCACGAGCACCUGCCCCGACCGGUGCCCCCAGCAGUGCAUCGUCCUCUGCCCCGACUGCAGGACAUUUUGCCACGACGAGGUAAAGCCGGCGAAGCCCGUGCCGCCGCCUGCCAUGUUCGUGUUCGGAGAUGGGGCACUGGACGUCGGCAACAAUGCAUACUUGCCACAGGUCGAAACAGAGGAGGGGUACUCCCCUCAAGUCUCCCGAUCUUGCAGCGGCAGGUUCAGCAACGGGGCCAACUUGGCUGACACAAUCGCGACAUCCAUGGGCUUCCAGGAGAGCCCUCCAGCUUACAUGUCAUUGGGUGGCAGGCUCAACAUGUGGGGAGCGAACUACGCCUCCGCGGCUGCCGGUAUCAGAAUUUCUACUAACGGAGAGCGAUCCAUCUCGUUGCCGAAACAACUGGGGCACUUCAAGGCAACUAGGACCCAGAUGGAGGCCAAGCUGGGCAGCGAUGCCAAAGUACGCGACCUACUGUCCAAGUCUGUCUUCCUCCUUGGCAUCGGCAGCCAGGACGUCGACCCAAUGGUGAAUGUCCAGGACUCAGAUGUGUGGGCACAUACCGAGAUCCAGGAACUCAUCGCCCAGUAUGGGGAAGCCCUCACGUCCCUUUACGACAUGGGUGCCAGGAAGAUCGCCAUCGUCAACGUCGGCCUUAGUGGGCAGACCUAUUACAAUAUCUGCAACAAGUGCGUUGACAAAAACGCCAUUGCGUUUGACACUGCCCUCAAACCCCUCAUGGCCAGCCUCGCGUCCAAGAAGUCGGGCCUCUCCUACUCCAUCGGCGACUUCUACGGCUUCACCACAGCCGUCUUCGCCAACCCAGCAAAUUAUGGGCUAAUGAAUACCCGGGACUCCUGCAGCCAGAGGGGCUACCCGGACUGGACGUACUGCUACAACCCAGAUGGUUACUGGUUCUGGGACCCGGAGUUCAUGACAGAUAGGGCUGCCAAGCUGACAGCCGCUGCGUUUUACUACGGUCCACCCCAGUUUACAUUUCCAAUUACGUUUAAGGCUCUGCUGGAGAAAAAAUAAUUUCAUCUUGCGGUAUUUUAGUAGUAUGUAUUGUAUUUGUUUCCACUAGACAUGUGCUAUGGAAGCAACUGAAAUAUGCAAUAAGUAUGCCAUGAAGAAUAAAACAGGUCAUUCGGACCUUUCUAUCUAUAUGAUAUUAAUAAAUAUUACUCCUACUGA